Molecule: messenger RNA, 528 nt
Organism: Salvia miltiorrhiza (redroot sage)
Lineage: Eukaryota; Viridiplantae; Streptophyta; Magnoliopsida; Lamiales; Lamiaceae
Exons: 1
Coding region: 87-293 (68 amino acids)
Source: RefSeq, a predicted model, not a curated record
UACAAACCUCAUCACUUAAAAAAACACUAAACCGAAAAAACCCUAAUUGAAACAAUUCCAAUCAAAUUUUCCCCCAAAUCUCAAAAAUGGUGUGCUUCUGCUUCCUCGUUGAUCAGACGCGAAAGGUGCGGCAGCACAAGCCCGCCGCCGGAAUAUGCUCCCGCUGCGGCGGCGGAGCGAGCGUGGCGGACAUGAAAACCGCCACCAGAUUCUGCUACGUGCCCUUCUACUGGAAGACGUGGAGAGCCAUUAUCUGCACCUUCUGCGGCGCCAUUCUGAGGUCAUAUCGGUAAUUUCACUCGCACCGAUUGCCGCCGGCGAAGAGUUUUUUUUUUUUAUAAUAAUUUUUAACUAUUUAUUUUUGGUUUGGCUAAUGCUGGUGAAACCUUUUUGCCGGUGGGGAGUUUAGGCGAUUUGUACCGAUUUUUUUGAUUUUUUUUUUUCGUUUUUAGAGAUUUGGAUAAUGUACUAACUUCAUUUGUUGGUUGUAUAAAAUGGAAGAAAUUAUAUAUUUAUUUAUUUACUGCA